UCAACAUUUCAGUGCGACAAACAUACCUGGCGGUGAAGCCAACGUAACCGGCAGCUAAUCUGUCCCCAAACUGAGAACAAGGUGCACGGCGAUUACACCUCUAACAGAACCGCAGCCAUGUCUGGCGAAAAGGACACACCACCAAGCUACAUCGAAUCUAUCGAACUGCCACCCAAAACGUCCAAUGGGACGCAACCGGAGACCUUUGUAUCUCCCAUGUCGAAGAACCAGAUCAUCAAGAAUGUCGCCGUGGUCAGCAUCGGUUUUUUGUUCCUCUUCACAGCAUUCCAGUCCAUGUCGAACCUGCAGUCGAGUCUCAACAAGGAGCUCGGCGUGGGCUCGGGAAGCAUCGCCGUCCUUUACGGGGCCCUGAUCGUCUCGUGCAUGUUCGUACCGCCAAUCCUGAUCGCUCGGCUCGGUUGCAAGUGGACGAUUCCCAUCGCCAUGGGUGGCUACGUCCUGUACAUGGCGGCCAAUUUCUACGCCAUCUGGGGACUGAUGGCGCCGGCUGCAAUCAUCCUGGGGCUGGGAGCGGCCCCUCUGUGGUCCGCCAAGUGCACGUACCUCACGCAGGUCGGGGUCUGGUACUCUAAGCUGACCGGGGCCACGGAAGACGCGGUCAUCAACAGGUUCUUUGGAAUCUUCUUCAUGAUCUUUCAGACAAGUCAAAUCUGGGGGAAUCUUAUUUCAUCUGAAAUAUUUAGCCAGCGUCCAGAUAAUUCUUCCGAUUAUUUGAAUAAAUCCGCGGAAGAGCUCGCUCUUUGUGGCGCCAACUACUGUCCUCAGAAGGGCAACGAGACUCUGAGACCAACAGACGAGAAGGUGUAUAUAGUGUGUGGGAUCUACACGGGGUUCGCUGUGGUCGCCAUCAUCAUCGUCAGCGUGUUCCUCGACAAGAUCGUGCUGGACAAGGAGGAGGAUGGCGAGACGAGGAAGAUCUCCCCGCGUCUGCUGAUCGCCACCUUCAAACACCUCAUCAAGAGCACGCCGCAGAAACUUCUCAUCCCUCUCACCAUCUACAGCGGGGUCGAGCAGGGAUUCAUUGGGGGAACAUUCACUAGGGCGUAUGUGUCGUGUUCGCUGGGUAUAUGGAACAUUGGCUACAUCAUGAUUGUGUACGGGGUUGUGGACGCCAUCUGUUCUUUCGGGUUUGGUCGACUUGUACAAUACGUGGGCCACAUUCCUUUCUUCGUGCUUGCGUUCCUAGUCCAUGGAGCAUGCCAGAUCACAUUUUUGUUGUGGGGACCCACUCCCGACCAGUACGUCAUUUUCUUCGUCCUAGCGGCGUUUUGGGGGAUGGGAGAUGCUGUUAUCCAAACGCAGAUUAACGCACUGUAUGGAUUCUUGUUCACGGACAAUACCGAAGCAGCGUUCGCCAACUAUCGGCUUUGGGAAUCGGUUGGAUUCGUAAUGGUGUUCGGCUACAAUGACUACCUCUGCGCCAACAUGAAGCUGUACAUCUGCAUCGGUUUCCUGGUUGUGGGCAUGUUUGGCUACGGUAUUGUGGAGGUUAAGAGCAGACGAUACACAAAAGGCAACAUUAACGAAGGCUGAACUUGAUUUGAAAGAAAACGUCUACGAGAACGGGAACAAAUGGCAUCCAGCGAGUACUGUACAAGACAAUUAUUUAAAAUACAAUAUAAUAAAGUAGUAACUGUUAUAACCAUGUUUAAAAAAAACACCUAUUAAUAUAACGAUUUAGCAAGGCCGUAGAAACUACGUGAGGGAUAUAAUUGCUAUACUCAUCACCAUCCGGCAUGAAAUCGUGUUUUGGGAUUUAAAAAAUAGGUCCAUUGAUUCAAAAAGCACUUCAGUUGCCAAUAGUAUCAGUCGCAUAUGACUUGACAUAAUAUCGUGUCAGAUUCGAAUUUCUGAAUACGGAUUGGGUGGGGUGAUAUUAGGUUAUAGAGAUAAGAUGGAAUGUUUUUGAAAGUUUUUAGAUGUUGUUUAACCAGUGAACAUAUUUUAUUUGUUAUUUGUUAUUUAUUUUUUCUCAAUGAACGUGUACGUGAUUCAUAUCUUAUAAGGUUUUAUUAUGGCAGAGGUGGUUCGCUGUAUGCUUUUAGAAUCUGAAAUAUUUUAAAGUCAUGAUCGCACAGUAGUUGACCCACUGAAGUCAAAGUCUCGCGGGUUACGAUAUUUCAAAUGCACACUGUGUGUGCGAUCGUUUUGAGCUAAAGGCUCAUGUAGAUUGCAAGCUGCGCGUGCGUGCGGUCCGGCUAUAAUAAUAAUAAUAAAUAAAAAUACAGCAGAAUUAGUAUAAUACAACAUUUAGUGAAAUAUCUUAAAAUAUCAGUGAAAUAAAAGUGUUAUCAGUCACUCAGUGACUCGUGAGAUAUGAUUGCAAACUUCACUCGCUGAAAUAUAAUUCAUAUUUAACACAAAAAAAAAAACAUGAAAUAUCCUCUAUAAAUGGCUCCCCAUAAUCUAAGUUAGGGAGCAAUUAGUCACUCGUCUCAAAUCUUUUUUCCCACAUCGAGGUCUGUAGCUGCUAACAUAAUAUUUUAUGCAGACCUUUUAAACAGCUAACGUUAGAUAAAAAUUAAGCAAAUAACUUCUUCUCUUUUUGUUUUGUGAUUUACGACUACGUAGCUACAAUUCAUUUGUUCUUUAAAGAGACAGACCCUAGUUUUUAAACACUAGGACGUGUUUUUCUCUAUUAGAGCCGUUUUUGACAACUGAAAUCAGACAUUACGAGCUUAGCUUGUAUUGUAUAGAUUAUCCACUAUCCAUACGUCCGAAGUGAUUCUGGACAUCCUAGUGUUUCUAAUACCAUAAAAUAAAUUUUUCCGUAAUUUUGAAAUCGUACGUACCUCUGAGAAGUAACAGUUAUGGAAACGAGGUGUCUGUUUUUAAAGGUAUUUCCCCGUUUCAAUGUCACAGACUCUUGAUUCACUCUAUUGUAACUUUAUCCAGAUCGUUAGAUCACCUGCAGUGCGAUCAUGACUCUAAUGUACUAUCAUAUAGUAUGAUGCUUACAUUAUUAUAUUUUUGAAAUCUUGAAAAUUAUAGGCUACGUUUUCUUAUUGUUACACGACAUAUCAUUUACUUCUUUAAAAUCUUUAAAAGUUUUGUGGCCCGUAGGAAACGGAGGGAGGGCAUUUGAUGCCCAAAUUAUUUACUUUAUUUUUUUUAUUAUAUAAAUUUUAAAAUGUGAUUAUGCCACUCCCUAACUUGGGCAUAUGCCCCUCCCCUCUUCACAUAUCAUUCCUAUGGGCCUCAUUUGUUAUUAAAAACAGAUCUCGUUACCACUUUUCACGUUGCUUCAUUAAAUCGUGUCCAUUUUACUAAUAAAUAGUUGUUGUUUUAGUGUUAUGUACUUUUGAAAAUAAAUGCAGUUUUUUUCUCUC
Molecule: messenger RNA, 3350 nt
Organism: Gigantopelta aegis
Lineage: Eukaryota; Metazoa; Mollusca; Gastropoda; Neomphalida; Peltospiridae
Product: protein unc-93 homolog A-like
Exons: 7
Coding region: 118-1554 (478 amino acids)
Source: RefSeq, a predicted model, not a curated record